Heterocephalus glaber (naked mole-rat) is the source of this 3530-nucleotide messenger RNA. It is a transcript of the gene Acaa1, whose product is annotated as acetyl-CoA acyltransferase 1. The record is from RefSeq and is a predicted model, not a curated record. Gene Ontology annotation, biological process: fatty acid beta-oxidation; phenylacetate catabolic process. Gene Ontology annotation, molecular function: acetyl-CoA C-acyltransferase activity. Gene Ontology annotation, cellular component: peroxisome. Lineage: Eukaryota; Metazoa; Chordata; Mammalia; Rodentia; Bathyergidae.
CUCUGGGGCCACACAAUCCUGAGGCCACUCGAUCCUGCCAGUAGAAGCACAGGGAGAGACCAGCUGUGCAUGGGGACAGGAAUGGGAAGGGGCUCGCAGACUUCUGGAGUCUGAGCCCUCAAAGUGGGGCGCGGGGCGGGGGGUGGAUUUCCCCAGGGCUGGGAUUCACUGAGUAGCCUGUCCUUCCCGGUCUGGAGCAGACCUAGUAGCACCCUCCAAAGUCUCAGGUAAACACAUGGCCCCCUGCCCCUGGGAAUGGGGUUCACCUAGUCUUGCAGUCCAGACCUGGGAGCCCCGGUUCUUUCAACACGUAUUUAUUUACUGAUCACCGCAGUGUCAAGCACGUUGCAGGCACCCGGAUACAGGGUACCUUUUGCCUUGGUAUCGUUGCCUUCCUCCUAGCGGGGAAGGUGAGCACAGAUCAGAUCGCCCAUGCGGGUGCAAAACUGGUGUAAGUGUAAGGUGGUCUCCACAAAAAUAAGCGCGUAUUUUAGCAAAAUCCUUCCUCCGUGCAGUCCGGGAGUCUCAAAUUCCCUCUGUCUCCUGGAAAGACACCUCGAGAGAAGCAACCUCGAGCAGAUGCCAGCGACUUGGAAGUAUUUAGGUCUUCGGGCUCAGGUCCUGGGGCCCGGGGCACUGCCCAGCUGACAAGAAAGUGGAACAAGAGCUCGAGUCCCGACGGCCUUCAGCACCCACUUCCAGAAAGCGCUCGCAGGGGUCCUGGCGGCCCAGGUUUCCAUUUGGCACAGGGCAGUGGGCGGGACUUUGGCGGGGGGUGUGUGUGUCCCAGUUUAGGCCAGGUUCCCUCCCAGACGCCCAGGCUAAAGCUUGGCCUCAGGUUUGGCAACAAAAGGUUGUGAAAGUGGGGGAAAUUUUCUAGGCGAACCGGAAGGCCAAGUAGGUGGCACUUUGUGUGGAAAGACCUAGGCGGUGCUUGUGAGACGAAGUGAUUGGCGGCGAGGGCGUGUCCUCAGGCAGUUCCUUCUUCUGGUUGGCUGUGGCAAAGGUGGGCGUGACCUCUGAAGAAGGGCUGUUUGCGUCGGACCCUCUUCCGGGCGCCGAGCAGUUUGCAUCUGCGUGGGCGGAGGCUUUUCUUUCUGUGUGGCUGUUCGCUGAAUCCUGAUCAUUAGCUGCGCAGGUCCGCAAGUGGCGAGAUGUUGAGGCUGCAAGUGGUGCUGGGCCACCUGAGCGGUCGGCCUCAGUCGAACCUGGCGCUGCAAGCCGAGCCGUGCCUCAGUGGCUUCCCGCCGGCCUCGGCCGCGGACGUGGUGGUGGUGCACGGACGCCGCACAGCCAUUGGCCGAGCGGGCCGCGGCGGCUUCAAGGACACCACCCCCGACGAGCUCCUGGCAGCCGUCCUGACCGCGGUUCUGCAGGACGUGAAGCUGAGGCCCGAGCUGCUGGGAGACAUCACCGUGGGAAAUGUGCUUCAGCCUGGGGCUGGGGCCUUGGUGGCCCGGAUUGCCCAGUUUCUGAGUGGUAUCCCGGAAACUGUGCCUUUGUCCACUGUCAAUAGACAGUGCUCAUCGGGACUGCAGGCAGUGGCCAACAUAGCUGGUGGCAUCAGAAAUGGGUCUUAUGACAUUGGCAUGGCCUGUGGGGUGGAGUCCAUGUCCUUGGCCGAGAGAGGGAAUCCUGGAAAUAUUACUUCAUCCCUGCUGGAAAAUGAGAAGGCCAGAGACUGCCUGAUACCUAUGGGGCUAACCUCGGAGAACGUGGCUGAGAGGUUUGGCAUUUCCAGGGAGAAGCAGGAUACUUUUGCACUGGCCUCCCAGCAGAAGGCAGCAAGAGCCCAGAGCAGGGGCUGUUUCCGUGCUGAGAUUGUGCCUGUGACCACCACCAUACAAGAUGACAAGGGCACCAAGAAAACCAUCACCGUCUCACAGGAUGAGGGCAUCCGGCCCAAUACCACCAUGGAGGGCCUGGCCAAGCUGAAGCCUGCUUUUAAGGACGGUGGCUCCACCACAGCUGGAAACUCUAGCCAGGUGAGUGAUGGGGCAGCUGCCAUCCUGCUGGCCCGGAGGUCCAAGGCAGAAGAGUUAGGCCUCCCUAUCCUUGGAGUCCUGAGGUCCUAUGCAGUAGUUGGGGUCCCGCCUGACAUCAUGGGCAUUGGACCUGCCUAUGCCAUCCCUGUAGCUUUGCAAAAAGCAGGGCUGACAGUGAAUGAUGUAGACAUCUUUGAGAUCAAUGAAGCCUUUGCAAGCCAGGCUGUCUACUGUGUGGAGAAGCUGGGUAUCCCCCCUGAGAAGGUGAACCCUCUUGGGGGGGCAGUGGCUCUGGGCCACCCCCUGGGCUGUACUGGGGCUCGACAGGUCAUCACGCUGCUCAACGAGCUGAAGCGCCGUGGGAAGAGGGCUUAUGGAGUGGUGUCCAUGUGCAUUGGGACCGGAAUGGGAGCUGCUGCUGUCUUCGAAUACCCUGGGAACUGAGGCCCUGGCUCAAGGCACUACCCAGACAGUCCUGCUCUGGUGGCCAGAGAGGGACACUACAGAAGCUAUUCCAUGUGGAACAAUCAGCUCUGGCGAGGGGCCAGGGGAACAAAUCAAGUCACUUCAACUAAUUUGGACAGUGUGAACCCUGUAACACAGUAUAGGGGUGGGUGGGGCUUUGAGCGGCCCCUGUCAUGCCCCAGUAGUUGCAUGGGUCACCCAGGCCACAGAUCAUUAUGUAACUUCUGGGGGACAGUGGCCUUGUGAAUGAGGGGUGCAAUGGAUGUAGAAGAUGUGUGUGAUCUCAUCUUGGUGACUGUUUUUUUCUGAGGGCCAGCUUUUGCGUUGCUGGUCUUCUCUGUGCCCCACCUCAGUAGUGACUUAACUAACUGUCAUGGUCUCCAAGGUGACGUGGUUUGUCCUUUUUGUUAGCUCUACGGACAUACGAUGCAGGCAUAGCCUGCAUCAUUGCCCUGGAAGGGGGCUUCUCCCACCCAAGAGCUGCUCAGAGCCCCCAUGCCUGUAUUCUGACCCAGCAGACCUCUUCUCUGUCCUGGCCAUGUUUAUUCCCUCACCUGGGGCUGGAGUGAGGGGUAGACACAGCACUCCCUUGUCCCGUGGCCUUGUCCCCACAGUUGCAAGAUGCAGGCCUCACUAAGCAUGCCUCCCACCACCAGUGGGGGAAAAAAACCUAAACCAAAUUUGCUCUAUAGUGAGUAUGAACAGCAGACUUACACUUUGGUGAGGACAAGCACUUUUUCCUUCAGAGCUCCUUAGAAUUGGUUUGCUUAAAUAUCAAACUUUUCACCAGAUGUAAACACAAAGUUAGUUCUCUUGAAAAUCUUAACUUCAGCUUCAUGGGUUACUUAUUUAACUAGAGCCUGGCCCACCCCCAUAGUCCCAACCCAGACAAACAAGUCUUCAAUUUGCUGUGUCAGGAGCUAUAUUCAAAAUAUUUAUUUUCUCUGUAAGAGCUUCCCAUUGAUCUCACAAAUAAUUUUACCACCUCUGAGAUGGAAGACAAAAGAAAUACUUAGUUUCUAACAUCCCCAUAUAUAAAAUUCUAGAUACAUACAAUAAAUUAGCGAAUCUGAAUUAUAA